GGUCAGCCUACAUGCCAGCCUCCAUAUGCACCUCAUCCUGAAUGCUGGUCCAGGAGCUACACACCACAGCAUGUUAGUGUGAGGACAGAACAUAUUAGGGCAGGAUGCAGUCUUCAAACCACCGACUGCGAGAUAUGGAGCAGCACCACCCGCUGCUGGCGGCAGGUUCAGAUGUCGAGACAGGGAGCCUGGCAGCCGGGGUGAUGGUUGGGGGUACUCACGCCGGCCACACAGCGGGGAACCGCACACUGUGGUUUAUUCAGGACAGCUGUGGGAUGGUGUGUGCAGGCAUGACCUGGUUCCUGGUGCUGUAUGCUGAAUUUGUGGUGAACUUUGUCAUGCUCCUGCCUGGCAAGAACUUCUGGUACUCGCUACUCAACGGGGCCACCUUCAACUCCCUGGCUGUGCUUGCAUUGGCCUCACAUCUACGCACCAUGUUGACUGACCCGGUAAGGAUGUCAAGGAAAGUGAGAAGGAAGGAGUACAUGGAGAGCUUACAGCUGAAGCCUGGUGAGGUCAUUUACAAGUGCCCGAAGUGCUGCAGCAUCAAGCCUGAGAGAGCACACCACUGCAGUAUUUGUAAAAGAUGUAUCCGGAAGAUGGAUCACCACUGUCCCUGGGUCAAUAACUGCGUGGGAGAGAAGAAUCAGAGAUUCUUUGUACUUUUCACAAUGUACAUAGCCUUGAUUUCUGCCCAUGCCUUGGGCCUCAGUGGUAUGCACUUCUUCACCUGUAUUAAAGUCCAGUGGAAUGAGUGCAGUGACUUCUCUCCAGGGGUGUCUGUGCUGCUGCUGAUCUUCCUCUGUCUUGAAGCCAUCCUCUUCCUCACUUUCACAGCUGUAAUGUUUGGUACGCAGAUCCACUCUAUCUGCAAUGACGAGACGGAGAUUGAACGUCUUAAAAAUGAGAAGCCCACGUGGGAGCGUCGCAUGAGAUGGGACGGAAUGAGAGCUGUAUUUGGGGGUUCGCCCUCCCUUCUGUGGUGCAAUCCAUUCACAGGCCUGCGUCUGCGGCGCCUGUUGCUGUUGACCCACGGUCGCCGCAGCGGGUCUGAGUUCUCUGUCUGAGAGCUGGGUGGACUGAUGCAGCUCACCAACACUUGACAGUCUCUAAAGCAAGAUUUCUUGUAAGGCCUCCUUGUCCGGGGCUCAGAUGGACCUCUGCUCCCCGAGGCCGUCCUUCAGGUGUGGGUGACAGGGAGAUGGGCUGCUCCGGUGGGACCCCAGCGCAUCACAACCGCCACUAAAAGUUUGUAUUCUCACUCUCACAUGCUGAUGUAGACACUUCGAUCUGCGCGAGUAUGCAGAACAACUGGAAUAUUGUUCCUAACAUGAGCAGAUUCUUUUGGUUUGUUUGUGUGUUUUUAGGUGAAGCAUGCAGUAUGUAACUCAAGUGAGUCUUUUGUUCCUUGUGAGACGUCCAAGGUGCUGUUGGAACUCAUGCACCCUCGGUUCACAACUUCAGCAGUUUGUUUUCUUUGCUGUGCACAUGAGAUUCAAGAUUAGUGUUUGCAUCAGCAACGUAUCUUUCAUCAUCACUGGACCCAGACAAGUGAAUAUUAAUGGGGAAAUGCUUGAAACAGCUUUAUUGGACCCAGACAAGGGAAUCACAGCUGAGGACAUGCACUUCUUACAUGGCACUGGAUAUGGAGCACAGUGGACAUCAGAAGUGGAACUGUGCUGCCUUGAUUUGCAUGUAUAACAGCCCAAUCAGUCAGCAUCUCAGCCGGAAAAUGAGGCUUUCACUAUCUUCAAAUGAAUCAACAGGCUACUGUGAACACAAGCCUCAUUCUUAUUCAAGAGGACUGAGUGUCUGCUCCUAUCUGUUCAUCCUCUCUGUCAUGUUUUUCCUUCAUUGAGCUGGAAUUACUGAUCCUUUAGGUUACUCGGGCCAGUAGAAAUGUCUUUUUUGAAUAACUGCUAAAGCUUCUUUACCUUUCAUCAUGCUGAAAACUCAACAAUUAACCAUAAUGACGCACUGGAGAUGACUACUUUUGUUCUAAAUCUUCAUUUGGUUUAAAAGAACUUUUAUAUUAGUUGUACGUUCAUGUCCAUAAAUUUGCUCAUGCUACAUGCUGCUCCAUGUCUCAGUCUCUACAGACAGUCGGUGACCCUUAGACCACUGAUAUGCCUCCCUGUGUUUUCAUAAAAAAGUGAUUCAGGUUGAACCCUGAACAGAGAUGACUGAAUGUUAUUAAGUUUGAAUUGUUUAAUUUGUACACAGUUUUUCUCUGUGGAAACCUGAAGGCUACUUCUGUGUGUAGUAGGAAUCCAUGAGCAAAAACACUUACUUUAUAGCAUUUAAACUCUGACAAACGACAUCACAAACGCUGGAGACAGAGCUGAGUUUCAGACACAGCGGCUUUGCAUGCUCCUUGGCUGCCCAAUGGUGUGACAUUUUCAAAAGGAGAACUUAAAAACACUGGCACCACCUCUUUUGGCUGGUUUUGAGCUCGCUCUGAUCUUAAGAGCCAAGCUCCAUUGUGCAGUCAGCCUGUAGAAUUACAGAAGGAGCUGAACUUCUGAAAGAGGCCGAGGUACCAGGCUCAUUAUACAAGCUUUAUUACUGAACAAAGUCUCGGGGAGCUCAGCAGAUGCUUAUGGAGCCUUUUCCUACUUCACUCCAGAAAUGUCACGCCUGUAACACCUAGUGGCAGGACAGUAGCAGAUACUUUUCCAGUGUUAUUAGAACACUUUUCCAUGCCUUUAAAAUUAUUCAGUCAAGUGAUUUUAUCACCUUGAAAGAUUUUGUCAUUAUUGCCAUAUUUACGAAAGUGUUCUCCUUUUGUCUCCUAUUUUUACUCUACAUUAAUUAAUGAGCCUGUUUGCACUGGAUGGAUGUGGCUUUUUGAUUCUAGAGUUCAGGAUUUAAAGUCAAGUCUACCUGACUGACUGGACGGUGUCUUCAAAGUAUUGUCAAAUCUAGAUUCUCAAAGUCUCAUUUUUAUGGCGUGUUGGACAAUAUACUGCUGUUUGUUCUCAUCUGUGGUUGUCAGGAGAGGGAACUCCACUGUUUACACUAAAAGAUGAUAUCCAAUGCUCUAUGGCUGUAUUGUUUUAAACUUGCUGUCAUUAGAAUGUAAAACACAUCUAUUUUAGGACUAAGGGACGCAGCACUGAAAGCUAAGUAAUAUCAGGGGAUUUUAUUAAUGCUGGCCUCAUUUCUCAUUUUAUUCUGCAUCACCUCAGCAACAGUUUUCAGAGUAAAUGUUGGGAGGAUAUCACUUUCUUAUUUGUGUCACACUUUUUCUAUAUUCAGCAUGGUUCAGUCGGCAAGUCCUAACAUACUCAAUGUGCUUUUUAAUUUAUGAGGUGCAGAAUGAUAAUGGAGAAAGUUCAUCUUAACACAGCAUAUCCAUAAAAAUCAUAUGUAUAAAUGGAGGAUGGAUUUAUAUUGACUAAUUGGAAAACUACAGGGAAAACCAUGCUGUUGAGUUUGGCAGAUCCACAAAUGUGUUGCUAACGGCGCAACAGCUGGUAUUAAAUGUAGUUGCAGUUUUUGGUGGCAAAAUUGCAUUCAGAGCCAAUAAGAGAGUCUAAUAAACAUAAAGUGUCAUUAGAGUAGAGGUUAAUGUCUGAUGAACUAAUGGUAACAGUGGCAGGACUAAUAUGCUGCUAAACUUUUAGUGGCAUUUGUAGGAAGCAGAAGAAGACCAAUGCUGAUUGUGGACUGACAAAAUUUCGGUGUUGACUGCAUAUGAAUAUUUGACUGGUAUUAUUUGAGUAAGUGUGGUUGAUGUGUAUUUCACAAUAGGAAGGUCCUGUUUCAUGACCAAACUCGGAUGCUGUAAUUAUAGUGUCUUAAAUUGGGACUCCGUUACAGGGUUUGUAGUUUAACAUUUAUGCUCAGCAAUAGAAUCAAUGAAUGAUGAUCUUUAAAGGGUAAUUUGUAUUUUCUCCACCUUGUGCUGUUUGAUUUAUCAGAAUACAAUCAUGGGAGGAGGAUUGUUGUGCAAAAUUGUGUAAACCGGUGCAACAGUACCCUGUCAAAGAUUUUUUCCUCACAUUAGUGAAUUGUUAAAGGGGACGUGCUGAGUAAAAGUGGAACACUUUUGUGAUGUUUAGUAAUGAUUCUUAUCAGGGCGGUUGGUGGAUUAAAGAAUUAGCAUUAACAUUGCCAUGAACAGUUGAGAAAGAUUUUGUUUCCUACUUACCUGAGAGAAUGUUUCCUCAAGAACAAAAGUCCUUCAGCUUUAUAAACAAAGUAUAUUAACAAUAUAUAAAUGGAAUGUUUUAUUCAAGUUUUUUAAUUAAUGUGUCAUAAUCUUAUAAUGUCUUAUAUCUUUAAUGUCAUUCUUUUACAUAAUAAACAAUUAAAUUAAA
Plectropomus leopardus (leopard coralgrouper) is the source of this 4322-nucleotide messenger RNA. The record is from RefSeq and is a predicted model, not a curated record. NCBI's taxonomy places the organism in Eukaryota, Metazoa, Chordata, Actinopteri, Perciformes, Serranidae.